UGUAAAAGACUUCACAGCAGGUAGAAGAAGAAAAACGAGUAAGGCAGGAAAUGUAAAAUAUUUUAAAAAAAUUAUUAUACAGAACUCCAAUCGGCUGGUUAUUGUAUGAGGGAUUUAUGGUUUGUAAAUGAAUAUACCAUCAAGAAGUUAUUUUGUAAAGUAAGUUUAUUUUUUUAAUGAAAAUACAACAGUUUGGUUUGAGAUGCAUCACUAAACCAGUGUUGUUGAUUCAGUCUGUUGAUUUAUAAAAUUGCAUUUGCUGUGUGUUUGAAGUUCAGCUGCUAACAUGGGUUCUCUAUCUAUAUGGAGAUUGACUUUGGUCGUGUUUUAUAUUGUGGUUUUAAUUCAUGGAUCAUCAGCAGCUUAUGGCAAUGGCAAAACUCCUACAACUUCAUCACCGGGUCAACCUUCUAAUCCUGUACACACGUUUCCUGCACCCAAAAAAGAAUAUUUGCCAGUCUUUCAAAUGAACUAUCCUCGUAUACAAAUACCAUUCGAAAUAACGCUGUGGAUUCUUUUAGCCUCCUUGGCGAAAAUUGGUUUCCAUGUUUAUCACAAAAUAACAGUAUGGGUACCAGAAUGCUGCCUUCUAAUUACCAUUGGACUUAUAGUUGGAGGGAUUAUGUAUUCAGUGCAUGAAGAGUCCCCUGCAGUACUGACCACAGAUGUCUUCUUCCUGUAUUUACUGCCACCUAUUGUACUUGAUGCUGGCUAUUUUAUGCCUACUCGUCUCUUCUUUGAGAACUGUGGCACAGUUCUUUGGUUUUCUGUUGUUGGAACACUGUGGAACUCCAUCGGCAUUGGAAUCUCCCUCUUUGGGAUCUGUCAAAUUGAAGCUUUUGGGAUUCAGGAUAUCAACCUGCAGGAAAAUCUACUGUUUGGCACCAUUAUUUCAACAGUGGACCCUGUAGCAGUGCUAGCCGUGUUUGAAGAAAUAAACAUCAAUGAGCAACUUUAUAUUGUGGUGUUCGGGGAGUCGCUCUACAAUGAUGCCAUCACUGUGGCGUUGUACAGUUUGUUCAAGUAUAUAUCCCAGAUGGACCAAGUGGACUCUAUAGAUAUCUUCCUAGGUACUGCAGACUUCUUUGUGGUGGGGUUUGGAGGCAUAAUGUUUGGUCUCUUGUUUGGAUUUGUGGCAGCAUUUACAACACGGUUCACUGCAAACACCAGAGAACUUGAGCCUGUCUUCGUCUUCAUGUACAGCUACCUGGCAUACCUCCUUGCUGAACUGUUUUCACUCUCAAGCAUCAUGGCCAUUGUAACAUGUGCCUUGACAAUGAAGUACUAUGUUGAAGAAAAUGUUUCUCAGAGGUCCUGCACCACCAUUCGGCACUUUCUGAAGAUGUGGAGCAGUGUCAGUGAGACUCUCAUCUUCUUUUUCCUUGGAGUUACAACAGUGACCAGCAAGCAUGAGUGGAACUGGGCCUACAUUGGUUUUACCUUAAUCUUCUGCAUUGUGUGGCGGGGGUUAGGAGUGCUUGUCCUUGCUCAGAUCAUUAACAAUUUCCGUACCAUCCCCUUCACUUUCAAGGACCAGUUUAGUAUGGCCUAUGGUGGGCUACGAGGAGCCAUCUGCUUCAGUCUAGCUUUCCUGUUGCCUGAUACUUUCCCCAGAAGGAAUUUAUUCACUACUGCAGCCGUAGCUGUUAUUAUAUUCACAGUCUUCAUUCAGGGGAUAACAAUUCGACCCUUGAUAGACUAUCUGAAUGUCAGGAGGACAAAUAGAAAGCUGAUGACGAUCAAUGUGGAGAUUCAUAGUCGGGCCAUGGAACAUACAAUUGCUGGAAUUGAAGAUCUCUGUGGACAGUGGAGUCACUACUACUGGAAAGACAAGUUUAAAAAAAUUAAUGACAGGUUUCUAAGGAAGGUUCUAAUCAAGGACAACAGGCCCCAAUCAAGCAUUGUCUCCUUAUACAAGAAGCUUGAAUUACAAAAUGCACUUGUGUUGUUGGAUUCAAAUGGUGGAAUCAGUGGUGCUCCAUCAUUGACUUCCCUACAGGAGCAGAAACCUACAAAACGUGAAACAUUCCUACCGGAGGAAGUUUGGAGCAUGCAAGAGUUAUUGUCCAAAAAUAUGUAUAAAAUACGUGAGCGGACGUUAACAUACACCAGACAUUCCCUGCCUAAUGAAACCCGGACAAAGGAGAUCCUCUUGCGCAGACACUCUACCAUAAGGAAGAGUAUGAGGAAGGCUGGCACGUGGCAGACACCUGCUGCUGCCAAGUACUAUUCCCUUCCUCCUACUGUCCAAAACCUUCAACCGAGACUGAGAUUAAGAAAAUACAGUUUGACAGGUGAUGAUGAUGGUGAUGAUGAUAUCGCAUCUGAAAUUAAUUUUCCCCCUGCAAGACCACGUCUUCAACUAAGGGCCAAGGAGCCACGAAGGGCUUUGCAGCCACCAAGAAACAAGCUAGAAACGGUGAAUGAAGUUCGAACAGAUAGCAGAAGGACCCCAAUGGUUGAUUAUGAGAAUCGUGGAGGCAGUGCAAUGAGUGAAAACAGCAAAGGACGAGGAACAGGGACAAAGAGAGCACUAACGCCAAUGCGGCAGUUUGGGUUAUUCAAUGAGCAAGGCUUAAAAAACAAAGAGAAAGAAGACCAGAUGGAGAUGGAGGAGUUUAGGUAUACACCAGCAGCCAAUAGGAGGGAAGAGGCCAGGGAAGAGGCUAGUGACUCUGAAACUACCCACCCUCUUCUGAACAGGCCCAUGCAUCAAUAUAAACCUUGACUUUAUAGAAUUGGCUUGGAGGCCUUUUUUUUAGAACAUUACAUUUUACAGCUGGAAUGUUAGUUUAUAUAAUAAUAAUAAUAAUACUGUAAGCUGUAGAUAUAAUAUGAACACUUGUUCAAAUGAUACCUUAACCCUUGUAGAACAAUCAGCUGGUUAUGCAUUUUCUGUACGAGGAUGGAUGGUACUGUACCUCCAGGACAGGCAUGAUGCAUGGUGGGAAAGCUCACAUUUCCACUGCUUGUGCUAUUGCUCUUCUGUGAAUAAACAGAAAUACAUUUCAAGAA
Acipenser ruthenus (sterlet) is the source of this 3015-nucleotide messenger RNA. It is a transcript of the gene slc9a2, whose product is annotated as solute carrier family 9 member 2. The coding region runs from base 287 to 2728 and encodes 813 amino acids. Lineage: Eukaryota; Metazoa; Chordata; Actinopteri; Acipenseriformes; Acipenseridae. Gene Ontology annotation, molecular function: sodium:proton antiporter activity. The transcript has 12 exons. Gene Ontology annotation, cellular component: membrane. Gene Ontology annotation, biological process: sodium ion transport; regulation of pH; proton transmembrane transport. The record is from RefSeq and is a predicted model, not a curated record.